Molecule: messenger RNA, 4806 nt
Organism: Knipowitschia caucasica
Lineage: Eukaryota; Metazoa; Chordata; Actinopteri; Gobiiformes; Gobiidae
Source: the annotation of a GenBank genome assembly
AUGAGACGCAACAAAGGAAAACUUACUGGAGGAAAGUUUAACCCGGAGAUCAGCGGCAGAAGCUUCCCCCAGUGGACUCAAAUGGUGCGCGGCUUCACCGUACACGUGAGCGAGGAUGCGGCUCCCGGGACGGUGCUGGCCGCUGUGGAGCGUGGCGCGCACUGCACUCUGGACCAAGUGCUGGCUCCAACAUUCACACAGCGCUUUUUGGGCACGGACUCAUCGCCGGGGACUGUGUUCACCACGGAGUUUGUGAGGUGCUCUCAGCUACGUUCCAACCCCUUCACGGUGUUCACUGUGGCGGACUGUUCUUACGCGUCCUCUGGCUACAGGCACCUGGUGACCAGUCAGUGGGACGUGUAUGUUCACGGCAGGAACUGUUCAAAUACACGCAGCAAAGCUCAAUGGGACAUGGAGGUUCUCAGUUUGUUCACAGGUCACAGACAACACCGCGAGGAGUGCCUCCAAGCGGACUCUGUUCUGUUCCCUGUGGGGGGUCUGGUGCCGGGAGCCCUCAGCACAUGCAUAGUGACCAACUCUAUGAACUUUUACUUGUCUGAAGGAAACUUGUUUGUGUCUGAGACUCUGUGCUGGCUUCAGGACUCUCUGUUUGAAUUAGAUCUGCUUUGUGAUAUUGAGAUGGACUUUAAAGUUAGUCCUGUGUCCAUCCACUGGCGUGUGGGGCGGGGCCCCUUCAGACAGGCCCAUGUGGCCCGGUUACUAGAGAAAGCAGCUCGGUCUGAUUCAGGAAUAGUGAGCCGCAGUGGGAGGAGGAGGAGAAGCAUCAACAGCAGCCCCCAGUUCCAGCCCCCAAUGUACCAAGUGUCUGUGUCCGAGAACAAGCCGGCUGGGACUCCUGUGGUGGUUUUGAAAGCUGUGGACAUGGAUGAGGGGGAGGCAGGACGUUUGGAUUAUUUUAUUGAGGCUCUCUUUGAUAGUCGCUCUAAUAACCUGUUUGUAGUUGACCAGGCCUCUGGAGCGGUGUCCACUGUAGAUGUGUUGGACAGAGAAACUAAAGACACUCAUGUUUUUCGUGUGACCGCAAUGGACCAUGGUAGCCCACGCCGCACAGCAAUGGCCACACUGACCAUCACAGUCAGUGACACCAAUGACCACAACCCUGUGUUCGAACAGCAGGAUUAUAAAGAGAGUAUACGAGAAAAUCUGGAAAUAGGUUAUGAAGUUUUGACUGUGAGGGCUACAGACGGGGAUGCACCAGUAAAUGGUAACAUCCUGUAUCACAUUAUUAACAGUAAUGGCACUAAUGAUGUGUUUGAGAUUGACUCCAGGUCUGGCGUGAUUCGAACCAAAGGCCUCGUGGACAGAGAAGAGGUCAACUCCUAUCUGCUCAUGGUAGAAGCUAAUGACCAGGGUCGUGACCCUGGGCCACGGAGUGCCACUGCUACAGUGCACAUUGUGGUGGAGGAUGACAAUGACAAUGCUCCACAGUUCAGUGAGAAGCGCUACGUGGUGCAGGUGCCAGAGGACAUGAACCCCAACACUGAAAUCCUGCAGGUCACGGCCACUGACCAGGACCGAUCAAACAACGCCAUGGUGCACUUUAGCAUCAUGAGCGGCAACACCAGAGGCCAGUUCUACAUAGAUGCACAGACCGGCAAAAUGGACCUAGUGAGCCACCUGGACUAUGAGGCCAACAAGGAAUACACCCUGAGAAUCCGUGCUCAGGACGGGGGCCGUCCUCCUCUCUCCAACAUUAGUGGACUGGUGACUGUUCAAGUGUUAGAUGUAAAUGAUAAUGCACCCAUUUUUGUCAGUACCCCCUUCCAGGCCACCGUGCUGGAGAAUGUACCACUGGGAUACUCCAUCAUACACAUCCAGGCUGUGGAUGCAGACUCUGGGGACAACUCCAGACUAGAGUACCGCCUCACUGACACCACGCCAAACUUCCCCUUCAGCAUCAACAACAGCACUGGCUGGAUCGUGGUGGCUGCAGAGUUGGACAGAGAGAGUGUGGACUUUUAUAAUUUUGGAGUAGAGGCCAGUGACCAUGGGUAUCCUGUAAUGUCCUCCUCUGCCAGCAUCAGUAUGACCAUUCUAGAUGUCAAUGACAAUAACCCUGAGUUCACACAGAAAGCCUAUUACAUGCGUCUAAACGAAGACGCAGCCGUUGGCACCAGUGUAGUGACUGUGUCAGCUGUGGACCAGGACAUCAAUAGUGUAGUAACAUAUCAGAUAUCCAGCGGAAACACCCGGAACAGGUUCUCAAUCACCAGUCAGAGCGGUGGAGGGCUCAUCACUCUGGCUCUCCCUUUAGAUUAUAAACUGGAGCGGCAGUACAUGCUCACUGUCACUGCUAGCGACGGCACUCGCUUCGACACGGCCAAAGUGUUUGUGAAUGUGACGGACGCCAACACUCACAGACCUGUGUUCCAGAGCUCACACUACACUGUGAACAUCAACGAGGACCGGUCCGUGGGCACCACAGUGGUGGUCAUCAGUGCCACAGACGAUGACACUGGGGAGAAUGCUCGCAUCACUUACUUCAUGGAUGACAGCAUCCCUCAGUUUGACAUUGAUCAGGACACAGGCGCUGUGACCACUCAGAUGGAGCUGGACUAUGAAGAUCAGGUUUCAUACACUCUGGCCAUCACAGCUCGAGACAAUGGCAUCCCACAGAAGUCUGACACCACAUAUCUGGAGAUACUGGUAAAUGACGUGAAUGACAAUGCUCCCCGCUUUCUCAGAGAUAAUUAUUUGGGCACCGUGAUGGAGGAUGUGCCGCUGUACACUAGUGUGGUCCAGGUGUCCGCCACAGACCGAGACUCGGGGCUGAAUGGCCGAGUCUUCUACACUUUUCAGGGAGGAGACGAUGGUGACGGAGACUUCAUCAUCGAAUCCACUUCAGGGAUUGUCCGCACUCUGCGCAGACUGGACAGAGAGAAUGUGCCUGUUUACAGCCUGCAGGCCUAUGCUGUGGACAAAGGACACCCGGCAUUAAGAACAGCCAUCAACAUCCAAGUGACAAUCCUAGAUGUGAAUGACAACCCCCCUGUAUUUGAGAAAGACGAGUUUGACAUUUUUGUGGAUGAGAACAGCCCUAUAGGUGUGGUGGUGGCACACGUGUCAGCCUCUGACCCAGACGAGGGGAGCAAUGCACAAAUCAUGUAUCAGAUUGUGGAGGGGAACAUCCCUGAGGUUUUUCAGCUGGAUAUUUUUUCUGGUGAAUUAACUGCAUUAAUUGACCUGGAUUAUGAGGCCAGAAAUGAGUACGUCAUUGUAGUUCAAGCCACCUCUGCCCCUCUGGUCAGCCGAGCAACUGUUCACAUCAAACUUGUGGACAAAAAUGACAACAAACCCAUCCUGAAAAAUUUCCAGAUAAUCUUUAACAAUUAUGUCACAGAGAAGUCGAGCAGUUUUCCUACAGGUGCGAUCGGACGCAUCCCUGCUUUUGACCCUGAUGUUUCUGACCAGCUCCUGUACAAGUUUGACUCUGGGAACGAGUUGAAUUUAGUGCUGCUGAAUCACAGCACAGGGGAGAUCCAGCUGAGCCAAGCGCUGGACAACAACCGGCCCCUGGAGGCCUCCAUGAAGAUCUCUGUGUCUGACGGAGUCCACUCUGUGUCCGCCCAGUGCCUCCUGCAGGUCACCAUCAUCACAGACGAGAUGUUAUCCAACUCCAUCACGCUGCGGCUGGCCAACACCUCGCAGGAGCACUUUCUCUCUCUCCUGCUCUCUCAGUUCUUGGACGGCGUCGCUCGGGUCCUGUCGGCGGCCCCCGAGGAUGUGGUCAUCUUUAACAUUCAGGACGACACGGACGUCAGCGCCAGAAUCUUAAACGUCAGUCUGUCUGUAGCUGUGCCUGUCCCAGAGGAGGGUCCAACACGCUCCGUUUCGGCCGGGCAGCCUGGGGAGAGCGGCCUGACUGUCGGAGGACCGGAGUUUUUCGGGUCAGAGGAGCUCCAGGAGAGACUGUACCUGAACCGCAGUCUUUUGGCGCUGAUCUCGUCUCAGGAAGUUCUCCCGUUUGACGACAACAUCUGCCUGCGCGAGCCCUGUGAGAACUACAUGAAGUGUGUGUCCGUGCUCAAGUUCGACUCUCUGGCUCCUUUCGUUUCCUCGGACACCAUCCUCUUCAGGCCUAUCCACCCCAUCAACGGCCUGCGCUGCCGCUGUCCCACCGGAUUCACUGGAGACUACUGCGAGAUAGAGAUCGACCUGUGCUACUCCAAACCCUGCGGGGCCCACGGUGUGUGCCGCAGCCGCGAGGGAGGGUUCACCUGCGAGUGCCACGACGACUACACAGGCGACCGUUGUGAGCUGUCUACCCGCUCUGGCCGCUGCGCUCCAGGGGUCUGCAAAAACGCCGGCACUUGCGUCAACCUGCUUGUGGGGGGCUUCAAGUGCGAGUGUCCUGCAGGCGGCUACGAGAAGCCCUACUGCGAAAUGACCACACGGAACUUCCCUCCUCACUCCUUCGUGACGUUCAAAGGGCUACGGCAGCGUUUCCACUUCACCCUGACCCUUACAUUUGCCACUAAAGAGCCAAACGGGCUACUCCUCUACAACGGACGCUUCAAUGAGAAACAUGACUUCAUCGCGAUGGAGAUCAUCAAUGAGCAGAUACAGCUGACGUUCUCUGCUGGUGAGACUAAGACGACUGUUUCCCCGUAUACUCCUGGAGGCGUCAGCGAUGGCCAGUGGCAUAUUGUUGAGGUCCACUAUUACAACAAGGCGGGCAACAUUCACACGCUGCUAUCCUCACGCCCCGAACUGAUGAGUUACAACAGCAGCCCCUCCCGCCACAAUCUGUCCCGCUGUGUCCCCGUCCCUGUCCGCGGGGGGUGA